UGCUCUGGAUAAGAGCAUCAGCUAAAUGACAUGUCAGUGUCAACAGAGUGUAUUAAACCCUGUGUUUCUCCCCUCACAGCGGAACAUGCAUGUCUGUCUGAGCCCUGCUCUAAUGGAGGGAGCUGUGUUGAGACCAGUUUGGGUUAUGAGUGUGUCUGUUCCCCGGGCUGGAGCGGACCCUCCUGUAGCCUCAAUGUUGAUGAGUGCUCUCCUAGCCCCUGUAACCACGGUGGGACCUGUCAGGAUCUGGUCCAUGCUUACAAGUGUCACUGUCCUCCUCAGUGGACCGGCAAGACCUGCCUCAUCGACGCCAACGAAUGCGACAGCAGGCCCUGUGUCAACGCCAACUCUUGCCGCAACCUGAUUGGUGGAUACUUCUGCGAUUGCGUUCCUGGUUGGACGGGACAGAAAUGUGACAUCAAUAUCAAUGACUGCAGGGACCAAUGUCAGCACGGAGGAACCUGCAGGGAUUUGGUGAACGGGUACCGCUGUGUGUGUCCUGCGGGUUACUCUGGAGACCACUGUGAGAGAGAUGUGGAUGAAUGUGCCGGCUCUCCCUGUCUGAACGGCGGGCGAUGCCAAGACCAAGUCAACGGUUUCACCUGCCUCUGUCUGCCAGGAUUCUCAGGACAACUGUGUCAGUUGGACAUAGACUACUGCCUCGUCAACCCGUGUCAGAAUGGUGCGUCAUGUUACAACCUGGCUACAGGUCACUACUGCGCCUGUUCAGAAGACUACGAAGGGAAAAACUGCUCUCACCUCAAAGACCACUGUCACACCAGCACGUGUAAAGUGAUUGACAGCUGCACGGUUGCCGUGGGGUCCAACAGUACCCCUGGCGGGGAGCGGUACAUCUCCUCCAACGUGUGUGGUCCUCACGGACGCUGUCGGAGCCAGGCCGGAGGACAGUUCAGCUGUGACUGUCAGGAGGGCUUCAGAGGAACAUACUGUCACGAGAAUAUUAAUGAUUGUGAGAGCAACCCGUGUGGUAAUGGAGGAACCUGUAUUGAUAAAGUCAGUGUCUACCAGUGUAUCUGUGGAGACGGCUGGGAGGGGGACCACUGUGAGAUCAAUAUAGAUGACUGCAGCACUAAUCCAUGUCAUAAUGGAGGAACAUGUCGAGACUUGGUGACUGAUUUCUUCUGUGAGUGUAUGAACGGCUGGAAGGGGAAGACCUGCCACUCCCGUGAGAGCCAGUGUGACGAGGCUACCUGUAACAACGGAGGGACUUGUCAUGAUGAGGGGGACACCUUCCACUGCAAGUGUUCCCCUGGAUGGGAGGGGGCUACCUGUAAUAUAGCUAAGAACAGCAGCUGUCUUCCUAACCCCUGUGAGUACGGCGGAACCUGUGUGACCAGCGGAGACUCCUUCACCUGCGUCUGCAAAGAGGGCUGGGAGGGAGACACCUGUAAACAGAAUACCAACGACUGCAACCCACACCCGUGGUAAGUGGAAGAUAAACAUUUUCUAUAGAGUCAAACAAGCGUGAACAGAACAUGACAGGGUGCUUCUCUGCACCGUGCCUGGGUUCAAGUACUAUCCGACGCUCAUUCAAGCCCAGCUAAAGUAUUUUAAAUCAUGUUGAAUAGUA
Messenger RNA from Salvelinus fontinalis (brook trout), 1591 nucleotides. Its product is annotated as protein jagged-1b-like. The record is from RefSeq and is a predicted model, not a curated record. NCBI's taxonomy places the organism in Eukaryota, Metazoa, Chordata, Actinopteri, Salmoniformes, Salmonidae. Gene Ontology annotation, cellular component: plasma membrane; protein-containing complex. The coding region runs from base 31 to 1449 and encodes 472 amino acids. The transcript is spliced from 12 exons. Gene Ontology annotation, molecular function: calcium ion binding. Gene Ontology annotation, biological process: establishment or maintenance of epithelial cell apical/basal polarity; heterophilic cell-cell adhesion.